UGUGUCUUGUGUGUUGUACAAAAUUAUAUGAAAUUUUUGUACGUAUUUAAGUUUAAUUUUUUUUAUUAAUUUAUAAAAUGAGUAAUAAGUGUAAAAGUUGGGUGUGGCUAUACGCUAAACGUGAAGGCGACAAAGCGUAUUGUGAUUUGUGUAGUGAAAAUGAAAAUAAUGAAUUUUGCUGUAUUGGCGGAACAACAGGUUCUUUGGGUAGACAUUUGAAAACUAUUCAUGGUAUAAAACCACUCACGACUGCAUCACGGAGGGUUACUUCUGGUCAUGAACUGGAUAAUGCCGAUACCUUAACCAGUUCAACUACGACUGCAAGUUCUUCAGAAACACAUAGUUUGGAAAUUGAUAUACCAAUACCUAGGAAACGUCGACGAACUUAUAGGAAUCGGGAGGACGAUCGAAUUUGCAGCUCCGAAAAAACAGAGCAGAUACAUCAAGCAUUAGCAAAAAUGAUAGCCGUGAAUCAAAUGCCGCUAUCUUUUUGUUCAAGUGAAGGUUUUAAACAGUUUAUGACAGUUGUCGAACCUAACUACAAAAUAUGCAAGGAAGGAGCAAUAAAAUCAAGAUUGAAAGCAUUAAAAUCAUCGGUAAAAGAUAUAAUACAAAAAAACUUGAAGGAUUCUAUAAGUAUAGCAUGUACAUCUGACUGUUGGUCAUCGUUAUCUCAACAAAGCUAUAUAACAGUUAGUGCUCAUAUAAUUGAUGAUCAAUGGUGCCCAAAGUCGUAUACACUUACAACACAUGAAAUGGAGGAAUCUCAUAGUGCUGCAAACCUUGCUCACCAAUUAAAGGAUACAUUUGAUAAAUGGGAAAUUGAAAGUAAAAUUAUGGCUGUUGUCACGGAUAAUGCAAGAAAUAUAAUAAAUGCUGUAAAUACAUUAACAAAUAUAUCCGAGACAUAUGAUUUAACGUGUGCUGCUCAUAGUAUUCAACUUGCGGUUAAUAAUGGAUUAAAACAAGAUGGUAUUGAUACACUGAUCCAAUUAAGUAGUAAAAUGGUAGGUCAUUUUAAACAUUCUAAUUUGGCUAAACAUGCUUUAAUAAAAAUGCAAGAGCAGCUAGGAUUAAACCAACUAAGUCUCAUACAAAGUUGUAAAACAAGAUGGGAUUCUGUUUAUAUGAUGUUAGAUCGUCUUUAUACAAAUAGAUGCGCUGUAACAAAUGUUUUAGCUGACCGUAAUAUAACUAAUGUUGCAAUUGCAAAAAAGUUGGAAAUUUCCGAAAGUGACUGGACAAAAAUGGAAACUGUAGUAGCUUUGUUAAAACCAUUACAAGUUGUAACAACAAUUUUUUGUGGCGAAACACAUUCCCCAGUAUCAAUGGUUAGACCUCUUAUUUCAAAAGUGAUUGAAAAACACUUGAAAAUUAAUGAAUAUGAUAGUGAAGUUAUUAUCAGUUUUAAACAGACAGUAGUGUCACAACUUAAAGAACGUUUUAAGCUUAAUAAUUUAACAAACAUCAUAUCUUCAAGACAAAUAGCAUCAUUUUUAGACCCAAGAUAUAAAGAUUUGGAACAUGAGGAAAUCGAAAUAAGAGAAAAUAUCCGUUCUAAAGUACAAAAUGUUCUGGUUGAAAUGAAUACUUCGGAAAAUAGAGUGGAUAUUGAAGUUCGUAUUCAAAAAAAGAAAGGAGCACUUGAAUUUUUAUACGGCGAUGAAGUUCAUGAUAUCAACGAUACAUCGACGCAAUUUCAAUGCUACCUGGCAGAACCACAAUUGAGGUACGAUUUUGAUCCAUUUGAAUGGUGGAAGUCACACGAAAAAAAAUAUCCUUUGGUAGCAAAGGUAGCAAAGAAAUUUUUGUCAAUACCAGCCACAUCAGUAAGCUCAGAAAGAUGUUUUUCAACUGCCGGGAAUGUGGUUACCCCCAAAAGAAACUGUUUGGCACCAGAAAAUGUCAAUAUGUUAGUAUUUUUAUAUCAAAAUCGUAAAAUUAUGUUAUAAAACUUUCAAUAUAUAAUAGGUAGGUAUUUUUUUUGACAAUUAUCUUGUGAUUUUUUUCUUUAUAAUUAACUCAUUA
Messenger RNA from Rhopalosiphum padi (bird cherry-oat aphid), 2028 nucleotides. RefSeq names its product E3 SUMO-protein ligase ZBED1-like. NCBI's taxonomy places the organism in Eukaryota, Metazoa, Arthropoda, Insecta, Hemiptera, Aphididae. The transcript has 2 exons. The record is from RefSeq and is a predicted model, not a curated record. Bases 78 to 1952 code for a protein of 624 amino acids. Gene Ontology annotation, molecular function: protein dimerization activity.